Messenger RNA from Peromyscus leucopus (white-footed mouse), 477 nucleotides. RefSeq names its product protamine 1 (gene Prm1). Gene Ontology annotation, cellular component: nucleus; nucleosome. The record is from RefSeq and is a predicted model, not a curated record. Bases 169 to 321 code for a protein of 50 amino acids. Gene Ontology annotation, molecular function: DNA binding. Gene Ontology annotation, biological process: spermatogenesis; sperm DNA condensation. Lineage: Eukaryota; Metazoa; Chordata; Mammalia; Rodentia; Cricetidae. The transcript is spliced from 2 exons.
CCUGGCUCUCUCUGACUUCAUAAUCCCCAGGGGCCCCUCGUGUCUAUAAGAGGAAGAGGGCGAGGGCUCUCCAUCCACAGCCCGCAAAAUUCCACCUGCUCACAGGUUGGCUGGCUCGACCCAGGUGGUGCCCCCUGCUCUGAGCCAGCUCCCGGCCAAGCCAGCACCAUGGCCAGAUACCGAUGCUGCCGCAGCAAAAGCAGGAGCAGAUGCCGCCGCCGCAGGCGGAGAUGUCGCAGACGGAGGAGGCGAUGCUGCCGGCGGAGGAGGCGAAGGUGCUGCCGCCGCCGCAGAUACACCCUGAGGUGUAAAAGAUACUAGAUGCACAAAAUAGCAAGUCCAUCAAAACUCCUGCCUGAAAAUUUUACCAGACUUCAAGAGCCUCUCGCCACAUCUUGAAAAAUGCCACCGUCCAAUGAAAAACAGGAGCCUGCUAAGGAACAAUGCCACCUGUCAAUAAAUGUUAAACUCAUCCCA